This is a messenger RNA of Bolinopsis microptera, 3698 nucleotides long. Its product is annotated as synaptotagmin-like protein 5. Gene Ontology annotation, molecular function: neurexin family protein binding. The coding region runs from base 87 to 2996 and encodes 969 amino acids. Gene Ontology annotation, biological process: exocytosis. The record is from RefSeq and is a predicted model, not a curated record. Gene Ontology annotation, cellular component: plasma membrane; exocytic vesicle. The transcript is spliced from 17 exons. NCBI's taxonomy places the organism in Eukaryota, Metazoa, Ctenophora, Tentaculata, Lobata, Bolinopsidae.
ACGUGUCGUGUAAUUAUCCUCACUGCUCAUGUUAAAUUAUAAAUCUGGAUCAGUACAUUUCCUUAAAAUAUUUCUUGCACAUUCCGAUGUCUAGUUUGUUUUGGUUUUCCCUGUUCGGCGAAGAAGAGAGUGGUGUGACUGGUGACGAGAAGGUUACUCAACCUGUGAACCCACCCGUGAUACCAGCUCUGCGAGACAGAUCACUCUCUGCUCAGUUCUUUAGCUUUUUCUCAGAUGAAAAUCAGGUGGUGAAUGCAGAUGCCUGUAAUGAAGUAGGAGCGAUUAGCAAUAGUCCGGUUGCUAAGACUCUGUCAGAAAUGGCUCAAAGCCUGUCAGAAAUGGCUGAUGAGACCAUUAGGACAUUUUCACCCGCUCCUGCUGUUGUUCCGCCAGUAGAUCCAAUUGUUGUUCAACCCGCGAAAAUUUCGUACCGUAGAAAGACAGUGUUUGCUCCGACGGGUCAUUUAACCCAGGUGUUGGGACCUAGUGGUAAUCCAAGUUCUGGACCUUCACUGCUACUUCAAGCUUCCCAGAACCCUGUUAAUUCCAUUCCCGAAGAGCCUGAACCUGCCAGCACCCUUGAGGUACCGGACGAGUUUUAUCAUAAUUUCCCCUCCUACAAAUCCGUGAAAAAAGAAAAAGAAGUUCCGCUCCUCACCUCAUUUUCCCGCAACCGGGCUUCUUUUAAAGACAGAGAGUCGGCAGUUUCUCAGAUCGCUACGAGAACAAAAACCGAGCUCGAGGAGUCGGCCCAAGAACAAUUUACAGUCAGUAAUUUGACUGGUUUACCGUCAGCUGGCGGUCAGAAAGUAUCCCAAUUAUCAAGCAUUUCUGAACAAGAAAGUCCAAAUCUGGAUCCGGAGACGCCGGAAAUUUCGUCUGUUAAGGAAGAAUCAUUGCCGUCCGUCGAAAAUCAGCCCGGUGCAAUUUACAAAUACGACUCUGAAGAUUACAUGACUGAACAGGCAGCGAACAAGAACAUGUACACAGAAUCAGACGAUGACGAUGUCAUUACAGCAGACUUAGAUUUCGAGAUUUUCAAGCCUUUACCUGCUUUAACGAAUUCGGCAGAAAAUCUUUACUUUGUGGACUCAAACUCAAGCCUAAAUGGGGACAGCGAACCACUAAACUUGAUAGAUCAGCUCUUGGAACUCGGAUUUCUAACUGAGGAAGAGAAAGCUAAGCUUCAGAAAGUUUUGGCUGCAGAUGAAAACUUACAGAAAAAUCAAUAUAAUCAUUUCAUCAAAAAGCACAAAGACUUGUACAACGAACGGAAGCAAUGUCUGGCGAGCGAAGACCCUUCUGUGUGUCCGCUCUGUUUUAUAAAGUUUGGCUGGUUCACCAACUCAGGGGAUGUGUGUCCGGUUCCAGCCUGCCAACUCAAAGUUUGUAAUAGCUGCCGGAUAACCGUCCACGAUUCUUGGAUCUGUCUGUUAUGUCACAAAGAAAAAGAUCUGAAAGCACAAGCAGGGUAUUGGUUCCAACAGCCGGCUAAAAACAAGAAACGUGUUAAAACAGGAACAGACAUAUUAAAGAAGUCUCUGGAUACAACCCAGUAUGGAACUAGGAAGCAGACCAGUCCUUCCCUGCUGGAUCUAGUAAAGAACGAGGAUAUAAACCCACCGGAUUCGAUAGAAGCAGACGGUCCACUCUCAUCCCAUAACACUCAGGAACCAACCCCUCACACCUCGGACCAGACAGGAAGGAACUUGAAAGCGCCCCACAUACGGGAUAUCAAGGGGCAGAGUUUAUCAGCAGAUAGUGGUUUCAUUAACGAUGAUCAGACUAAGGAAGAUUCAGGGAUCCUCGAGUUGGUAAGUGAGGAUGACGACACAGACUCAACACAGUUUCACAGAUACCUCAUGGCGCGUAGUGUAGCGCCGGACGAAUUAGCGCCCCAAGCAGACACCCCACCCUCAACCCCACACGUGGAGAAGAGAGCUAAACCCCCGGACACCCCCAACAGAAACCACGAACCCCGAAACGACUCCCAUUCUUCUCACAGUCACCACCAGGAGCACGAGCCGAGUAUGUCCGCUGGAGCGUCGUCAAGUAACAUUUCCUGUGAGAGUAUCUCCCCCUCCCCCACCAUGAUAAAAGCGAACACGAAAGACAGAACAAUAUUUGGAGAACUGUCGAUAGGUCUCGUUUUCAACGACCAAGUCAGCACGCUCGAUGUUCACAUAAACGAAGCUAGGAAUCUCACCGGCGUCGACGGAAAUCCUCCUAAUUGCUAUGUGAAAACGUAUCUGUUACCGGACAGAAGUAAGACUGCUAAACGGAAAACAAAAACGAAGAAAAGAGCAACUAAUCCCGUGUUUAACGAGAUAUUCCAAUACAAAGCGCCCUCAAUGGAAGAUCUGUGUAGCAUGACACUUUGGUUAACAGUGUGGGACACGAGGCAGCUAGGGCACAACAUGUUCCUGGGAGAGGUGCGGAUACAACUAGAUAGUAUCCAGAUCACAACACUAACCCCCACCUGGUGGCAACUCAAGCACCUGGAAGAUUCCCAUUUCCGGGGUUCCAUUCUCUUGGGACUAAUGUACUGUCCAUCACCGGAUGACAAGAAAAAGAAGAAAACAUGCCUGAAACUCAAAGUAGUGGAGGCAAGAGAUUUACCUCUGAUGGACAAUAACCGCACUAACCCUUAUGCUGCACUGUAUUUGAUACCAAAGACCGAGUCCAAAGACCACAAGUAUAAACUGCAGAUGAAGAAAAAUACUGUUAAUCCGAAAUGGAAUGCCGAAGUGAACUUCAAUUGCUUGGAUUCAGCCGAAAUUGAUGAUAACGGAAUAGAGAUUCAGAUGCUUCAUUUAGGAAAGGUUGAAAAGCAGAAGCAAUGUGUUCUGAUAGGUGUGGUCAGACUCUGUCAACACAAGAUCAACAUCAAUUCAGCUCUAGAUGGACGAGGCAUCGAGGUUUUACAUUGGAAAGAAGCGCUCUCAAAGCCAGGAGUUUGGGUCGAAAAAUGGCAUAAUCUACGGAGUUGGGAAUGAAAUUAGUGGGUAUUUUCAAAAUACCCACAUUCUCUACAACAAUUCGCCACUUCCAGGAGAAGAACUAGGAAAUAGUUGCGCUCCUCAGUGACUAAACUAAUUUUGUAAAUUGUACCUGUAAUUACGGAGAUGACGCGAGUGUUUUGCAGAAGUUUAGGAGUAUUUAACCGCAAAUUUUUAAUUUUAUUUAUAACGUAGUACAUUGUUGAGUUUUGAGCGCAUUUUGAACAUUUUGAACACACACACUGUGAAGAUGAUACCUUGGGCUAUCCACUGAGUUCCUGACCAAGUUAAUACCUUUCGGGUAACAAUGGUUAUGCAUUUCGAUAUAAUGGUUGUAAUGGCUGUGAUACUAAUAGGUGUAAUGGUUGACAUGGUUGUAUUCUGUUGAUAUUUUUGGUCGUGUUGUUUUAUUAACAAACGAUUCUUACGAGUAUCUUCUUGCCUAUUGUUUAUUUGCUGCUCUUUUAUCCUUUUGGGGUUCUGACACUUUGUGAAUGUGUUCUUGGGUGCACUAAUUUUUACCUCAUUAGUCAUUACGUUUUUAAAGCCAGGUCUAGCCUGCACUAAAAAUCUAACCCCAACAAGGGGUACUUAAAACACACAUCGGACUUAGCACUUUUACCGAGGAGGGGGGUUCUCAACACUUUUUUACACCAUACAUAACAAAAAGGCAAAAGCGUAGUGUAAAAAAGUAGGUAG